AUGGGUCUCAUUCUGAUGCGCCUGCUGGCCGUUGGCACUCUGCUCAACGCAUGGCUCGUCUCUUCCGCCCUGAUCGGCGACAGCAACAAUAAGCUUGACUGGCAGACAUGGGGUCCCUACAGACCAAAUUUAUACUUUGGUGUCCGGCCACAAAUACCCAAGACUCUUCUCAUGGGGCUCAUCUGGGCAGGCGGGGAUGACCGCAUCCGACUUGUUGAUACAUUACGGGACACUUGUGAGCAGGAGGACGGGGUGAGAGGAUAUGGCUGGACAACCUAUGACCCACGGAUCGGUGGCUCUCAGCUCAUCCACGACCAGGAGCUUCAGAUCGAUCUCACUACUGAAUUCGUCAAGAGCGAAGAUGGCCAGGGCUGGUCCGUCAGAGUCACCGGCACCCCGCGGCCAGGUGCUCCUGCCCCCACCAAGACAACCCUCAUCUUCCAUGUUGCCCUCGAAGGCAUGGCUGGCUCAACAAGCAAGGGCAAGAGCCUUUACUGCGAACAUCUGAACAAGGGGACUGGUCACUCGCUGGCGUUCGGCGCGUCUUGUCAUGGCCAGGAUCCAAAGCUGGGGCCUUUUGACCUCGUCAUCAGCACGGACAGCAGGGAGAACAUCAUCCACCGUACCGCUGUCAAGAGCACCGAUGUUCCCGAGGACAGAAUUUGGCAGGCUAAAUCUGUCUUCACUGAUCUACUCAAGAACGACGACUCAGAUGACGACAGGAAGGUUGUGCCAUCCAGCAAUACAGGCGACGGCAACAUGCACUUUGUGCACUACAAUUUCAUUGGCGCCUUCUCAGCAACGUUCAACUACCGCAACUCUCGUAGACUGGACGAGCUGCGCAAGUCGUUCCCUUCACAAGUGGACAAGGUGUUCCCCCGGUCUUCUGUUUUCCAUGAAGACAAGUACGCAGUCUUCGCUCAGGGACUACUGUCAAACCUCUUGGGUGGCCUGGGUUUCUUCCACGGGGACAGCAAGGUUGCCGCGAAGGAACCAGAGUUUGAGGAGACAGACCCCGAUUUCUGGAUGAAAGAAAAAGCGGCUAUGGGCCGUGCCUCGGUCACCACAACAGAACCGUCAUCACUCCUCUCGUUUACACCCUCGAGAUCUGUUUUCCCAAGGGGUUUCCUCUGGGACGAGGGCUUCCACCUGCUGCCCGUCAUCGAAUGGGACCUCGACCUGGCCGUCUCCGUGGUCAGGAGCUGGUUCAAGCAGAUGAACGCUGAGGGAUGGAUCGCCCGCGAACAGAUACUUGGGCCCGAAGCACGCAAUAAGGUGCCACCUCAGUUCCAGACACAGUAUCUCCACCAUGCUAAUCCUCCCACAAUGCUGGCGCUGGUCCUGCCCGCUAUCCUCAAGAAAGUGACGAGACCGUCCAGCUACUUUGGCCAUCCGUCGAAAUAUCUCGCCAGCGACGAGGCAGGAAAGGCUCUGAUCAAAGAGCUGUAUCCCCUCUUCGACCGGCAUUUCUCGUGGUUCCGCCGCACGCAAGCCGGCGACCUGAACGCCUGGCCUCGGCCCGACAACCACGUAAUGGUCGAGAGUUACCGCUGGCGUGGCAGGACCCCAAAGCACACGCUGACGAGCGGGCUCGACGACUAUCCCAGGGCGAACCCACCCCACCCAGGCGAGCUGCACGUCGAUGCGCUCGCGUGGGUCGGUGCGUCGUCGCGCGCUCUGAUGCAGGCGGCACAGGCACUCGGCGACAAGAACGCUGCGGAUGUCCACCGGGAACAGAUGGAGGCGGUGCAGCACAACAUGGACGUGCUGCACUGGAACGAGAAUGAGAACGCCUACUGUGACGCAACGAUCGUGGGACACGAUGACAGUGCGCAGUUCCAACAUGUGUGCCACCAGGGCUAUGUCUCACUGUUUCCGCUGCUCAUGGGGCUCAUGAAGGCAGACCACCCGCACCUCCCGGCGGUGCUGGACCUGUUGUCAGAUCCCCAUAAGCUGUACUCGCGGCAAGGCCUGCGAAGCCUCAGCUCUGAGGACCACGGCUACAGGAAAGACGAGGAUUACUGGCGUGGGGCGGUCUGGAUGAACAUCAACGUGCUGGCCGUCCAGCGCUUGAGAGCCGUUGGCCUCGAGGGCCACCAGAGGCCCCCGACAGCUGUGCAGGAGCGGGCCCUGACCCUCGGGGCUGAACUCAGGGACCGAGUUGUCAAGACGGUGUACAGGAACUACCAGCAAACUGGGUUCGCCUGGGAGCAGUACGACGACAAGACUGGCAAGGGGCGGCAUAGCAGGGCGUUCACCGGCUGGACGGCGUGCAUAAUUAUGUUGAUGGGCCUGGAGUUCACGAGAGGGCAAGCGGUGGAAGACAUCAUUGAACAAGCGUUCGAGGACCUAAGCCGGGACAUGGGCGUAUCGACGAGCACGCCCUUCAUCUUUCUGGCAGUUGUGCUGUUUGUUGUGUUGUUCAGACGAAAGGUGAUGGGCGUGAUUGCAUCCGUUGUGGAGUGCUGGCAAGCACGGACGGGGGGCAGGGGGGCUAGAGGCCGGUAUGAGACCGUUGAGCUGAACGGCCGCAAGCCGUGA
Messenger RNA from Diaporthe citri, 2541 nucleotides. RefSeq lists its product as uncharacterized. The transcript has 4 exons. The coding region runs from base 1 to 2541 and encodes 846 amino acids. NCBI's taxonomy places the organism in Eukaryota, Fungi, Ascomycota, Sordariomycetes, Diaporthales, Diaporthaceae. Gene Ontology annotation, biological process: protein N-linked glycosylation; oligosaccharide metabolic process. Gene Ontology annotation, cellular component: endoplasmic reticulum membrane. The record is from RefSeq and is a predicted model, not a curated record. Gene Ontology annotation, molecular function: Glc3Man9GlcNAc2 oligosaccharide glucosidase activity.